AUGUUUCGCACUCUACUCACGCCUCUGAGUGCGCGUUUUGCGCUGUCUCCGUCUUCUCCUCUUCCAGAAGAGCACACUCAGCAAGAUGACUUUGCACCGGAAGACUUCGCUCGCGACGUUCUGAUUGACCUGAUGCGGGGAUUUGUCGACAAACUCAAGUUCGCCGAGACCAUGCAAGCAAAAUCAGACGCCCUUACAGAGAUCCACAAAGUUAUGCUUGAAGAUGCGCAGACUAAAGAUGUGUUCCGGGAGAUGGACGGCUUUCUGAUCGUCAUGAGUGUUCUGUCCACCAUGCAGGCAAUAACCGGCAAUGACCCCCAGAGCAAGGUCGAUGUGCUGGAAGCGGUCCGCCUAACGUUCGUGGUCUUAUCGGAAGCUCUCUACCAGCAUGCAGCCAAUACAGCAUAUUUCAAGCGGUCAGUGGGUUACGAGUCGCUGUCUCAGGCUGUCGUGGGCCUCGUCUCCGACCGCAGUACAGUAAGGCCAACGCUCGGAUUCCUUGUGUCUCUUGCGUUACAUAGGUUUGCGAUGUCUGGUCUCUUCGAGUUCGCCCCGGAUGUGGAUUACUCCCAGCUGGACCAGCGGAUUCGAGACUUCGAACCAGCGUUUGGGACAAUUCAGAUACCCGAAGCACUCAUCGUGUUGUUCAACUUUGUUACACCGGCAUCACAUGAUGACGCUGUACUGCGAUACAGCAUCCUCAAGCUAUUCGAGCGUCUCUCGUUCCAUGACCACAGGAGCCAAUGCGUUCUAAGCAGCUUGAACUUGGCUGAGCCGCUCUUCAAGCAGUAUUGCGUCUGGAAGGACGACGGCUCGGUUGUCAAGCAGGAACGGCAACUCAUCCAGAAGCUGCUGCGGAGGCUCGUCGAGGUGGGGACCAGCACGGCGGAGGCGAGGCUCAUGUUCCAGCAAGUCAUUCGUGCCGAUCAGACGCUGGAUGGGGAUGUGCUCGAAACCUUGCGCUCCGGAAUGAAGGUCAGAUGGCCAGAACACUUCUCGCUGGAGCCAAUGUCGGCUCUGCAGAUGUCGUUUGAUGAAAUGAAGGGGCUGCCUCCUUCUGGCUUCACAUUCAUGAUUUGGCUAUGGGUGGAAAGGUUUCCCAAGGACACAGCAUAUCCCAUCUUUUCGUGUCACUUGAAUGGCUACACCCUCGUUUCAUUGAAGCUUUGUCCGAAUGGUCACCUGGAGCUACACAGUGCAGCGGCUCGUGAUCCGACUCCGUUGAAGGCGUCUGUGCCCCGGACCAGAUGGACACACGUUACAUUUGUCCAUCACCCUCAUCGUUCGGCCAAUCCAACCAUUCGGAUUUUCACUGAUGGUGCCGUUACCGAUGCUCUGAACUGGGCUUAUCCCAAGGCAGAAGCAAAUCGCCAUUCUGGGUUGUUCGUGAUCGGCGACAGCUCCAGCGAUGUACCGUUGAGCUGGUGUGUCGCGUCGGCCUGUCUCGUCGCAUCGCCUCUCGCUGACAGCUUACCCCGUUUUAUCCACCACCUGGGGCCUCGUUACACGGCUCAUUUCCAGACUGCUGAACUAGCUAAGUUCCUCACCUAUGAAGCAUCGACGGCGUUGCACAUCUACAUGGACGGGGCGGCUCAGCAAUCCGUAGCAAGGGCCGACGUUACUCAGUUGCAGGCUGCCAUCAAGAACGGUAUCGGAAUCAACCAAGCGUCCGUCGUCUUUGCGCUGACGCCGUCCCAUACAAAGGCCGGGCUGCAAAUCGUUGAGGGCGACGUCUUCGUGAUGAAUCACGGCUCUCUGGAUUCGGCCAUGUGGCGGAUCGGAGGGGCGGCAGUUGCGCUAAAACUAGUACAAUUGGCCAGUACUGCACACGAAGUUUCACGAGCUCUGGGUAUCAUUUCGGAUGGGUUACGGAACAGCUGGGAGAAUUCUGAGGAUAUGGAACGCCUUCGCGGGUAUGACGUCCUAGCAGCCCUGCUACGUAGCAAGAGCCAUUUGAUCAAUAUGACUGGCUUCGAAACGCUUUUCGAGUUUUUGGGGCUUAAUUUCCGCUCGCCUGAGUACUCCACUAUAGUAAACACUGUGGCAUAUCGCGCUAUAGCACUCGACUUCCAGCUGUGGUCUUCCACGAAAGAAGAUAUCCAGCGUCUCCACUUGGCUCAUUUCCGAACCCUUUUGCAGACAAGCAAAUACAAGCGCUUCAACACCAGGCAGCGGAUCGCCAAGAUGACCGUUGUCCGCAAGCUGCUGUUCGUGCUGCAGACAUCUUUGUACCAGUUUGAGGUGCUACCCGCGCUCAUUGAAGCCAUAAAGGUAGUGGCACAAGCACAUUUCUCCGCCGAUGAUGCAAUCAAGCCUAUUGUAUCGUAUCUCGCAGCCAAUCUCCACGAAGCUGUCUCUGAUGUACCUUCACCACGCUCUGUGAUCUCACGGAUUGACUACCACUCUGCGCAAAUUAAAGCGGAGCACAUCUUUUCUAUGCUGGUGUCGAUCCUCGGAUCUCCCCCUGCGUUUGCGAAGUUUUCGAGCACCCUUCCCGUCCUCCAUCUUAUCGGGAUCAGUCUCAAUGCUUCGAUGACGUUUAGUCGAAAAUUUGAGCUCGUCAGUGGAUGGAACGUACUGAAGGUUGUGAUUCCCCACGCAUGGGAUCGCGUCGUGCAAAUGGCCGCGUUUGACGUGCUAUUUGGGCGAUCAGACGAACGGACGGAUCGUUCUUUCGUCGUGACUUGCUCGCACAUACUGCCUGCCAUCUUCGCGUCCCUCAAGUUGGUUUUGGAGAAGGUCGGAAGCGCUGCUGUAUCUGGGGCAGAUGAAGCACAUGGUGCGUUAGUUGAUUUUUAUGUCAAUGAUACCCAAGACACAGCGGAAGGCCUAUUGGAAGAAUUGAUGGAGUCACAUUCGGCCAGCCCAACUUUCCGUCAAGCAUUCAAAUCUCAAGCGACUACACAAGCCUUCAUAGAUGCGUAUAGAUCAUUUGUCGUUUCGAUAUCCAUGGCGGCGAACUUGUCACCGGGCAUCAUUCGAAUACUCGAGAAAUUAUCUCAUGUUGGACUGAGCAUCGCCCUUGACAAUGCGGUAUCAAGCGCUCAGAAGCAAGAGACAGCCCUCAACCCCCUCCCGUCUCAGGAAACUGCCAUCGACGCAGCAGCCCUUCUGGGCGCAAAGUCAAGAAGACGGCGGAUAGCGUCUGUGAGACUCAGCGUUCAACUUGGAGAGACAACUGUUAAGAGAUCUAUCGCACGUAUCAAUGAGUGGCGCAAGACUGUCAUUGCUACUGAGCGGAAGAGACUUAGGAAAACGGUUCUCGAUCUGCGAGAGCACCAUCGCCAAAUAAGCAGCUUGACAGACUGGGCGACCCGCUUGAUAAUUGAACGGGGUCUAUGGGCUGAUGUCAUUCAGGAUCGCCGCUGGCAGCUGGAUGAAACAGAAGGCCCUUACCGAGUGAGGAAGAAACUUGAACCUGCUUACGAAGAGCCAGUGAGCAGUAAGGUAGAGGCACAGUCACAUGCCGGAGAAUGGCAGAUGGCCGAGUCGGAUGGGCAAUCAGUCCUGCACCUCGAAGUUCCUUGGUCGGUUGCGGUGAAUCUUAGCGAGGAACUGUCGCCUGACUUUCGGUCAGAGAAUCAACUCCAGGAGGAGAUCGUUGAUGACAAGCACCGCCGGGUCCGACAUGAGCUCGAACCCGGUGACGUUAUCGAGGCGGCCAGCACUGUAGCUCGAAUAUCAGGCAUCGACUCUUCUCCCGGUCUUCUCAUAUUCGGGAAGACCCAUCUUUACAUGCUGGAUGGGCUUGUUCAGAAUGAAGAUGAAGAAGUAAUAGAUGCUCAUGAGGCUCCCAAGAAGCUCUUCUUUGUUCCUGGAAGCAUCGUUGAGUUGAAUGGCCCUCAAAGAGCCCAGCGCUGGUUCGUGAUUCAAGUGGUCAGUUACAGCGAUCGCUCCUUUCUGUUCCGCGACGUCGCGCUUGAGAUAUACUUCAAGGAUAGUAGAUCUCUCUUGGUGGUAUUCUUGCACAAACGUCAGCGUCAGGAGGUCACAGAUCGCUUGUCUCCUAUCGUGAACCGGCUCCUCUAUGAAGCGCCGCCACCCUCGCCGGCAAUGCUCAAGUCGCCUCUUCUUGCUUCUCUGAGUGCGAAGGUCCUUACUGGGCUCCGUCUGGACGAAUUGUCCACGGCUCAACGAAAAUGGCAAACGAGAGAAAUCUCCAAUUUCACAUAUCUCAGCAUUUUAAACCAGAUCUCCGGUCGUACCCCUAGCGACGCUACACAAUACCCUGUCUUCCCCUGGGUCAUAAGCGAUUAUACUUCUGCUACACUGAAUCUGCGUUCGACAGAUACUUAUCGCGAUCUCACUCGUCCCAUGGGUGCACUGACCCCAGUUCGUGAAGAAGCUGCUCGAGCUCGGUAUGCUGCGCUUCAGAGCGUUGGCGAGAAACCUUUCCACUAUGGCACGCACUUCAGCUCGUCGAUGAUCGUCUGUCAUUUCCUGAUUAGGUUGGAGCCGUUCAGUCAUAUGUUCAAGACGUUGCAGGGAGGCGACUGGGAUCUACCAGACAGGCUAUUUAGUGACGUUCGGCGAGCAUAUGAGAGUGCCUCACAGGAUGUUCGUGGAGACGUCCGGGAACUAAUACCGGAAUUUUACGCUUUGCCGGAAUUCUUGGAAAAUUUGGCCCGUAUAGAUUUCGGCGUGCAACAAAACACUGGCGAGCGGAUCGACGAUGUCAAGCUGCCACCUUGGGCCAAGCAGGAUCCGUUGUUGUUCGUUGUUCUGAACCGUGCGGCACUGGAGAGCGACCAUGUCAGCGAACAUUUACCUCAGUGGAUUGACCUCAUAUGGGGAUGCAAGCAACGAGAUCCAGAUUCUGAGAACGUCUACCAUCCACUAAGUUAUGAGGGCUCCAUCGAUCUCGAUGCCAUUACGGAUGAUUUGGAGCGUGAGGCAACAGUAGGAAUUAUUCACAACUUUGGCCAGACUCCACGCAAGCUCUUUCAUUCGCCUCACCCCGAGAGAAUGAUGCACGGGAAUUCAUCAUUGUCUAUUGGUACACUGUACGGUGUGGCCGAAGACUACCACUUACUGUCGCAAAGUGCAAAGGUAGCCAAAGAUCUUGGUCCUGGUCGUUUCGUGCGCGAGCUUAUAUACGAUCACAUCGGCCAACGGAUCAUCCCUUGCUCGAGUGGCAUGCUCUGUGUCCCCUCGCAUCCCCAUGAGCAGAUUCAGUGGGAUCACCGAGGAGGCGCCGUAGGCGAUCUCAAAAUCCUUGUCGAUCAAAGGAUUGUGCAAGUCGUGGAAGCUACUGCAUGUUCCUGCGCCGCGUUUGCGGAUGCGAACACCCUCAUCACUGGCUCCAACGACCAUGCAGUCCGCUUGUGGAAGCUUCAGCGGGGGUCAGGGCACUUACAUCGACAGGCGCCUCUAAGUGCGACGUUGACCCACAUCAUGCGCUCUCACACAGAGGAGGUGCUGUGUGUGACUGCUUCAAGGGCGUGGUCCAUUGUUGUCAGUGGAUCGAAGGAUGGUAGCGUGGUCUUCUGGGACCUCAAUCGGGGCACGUACGUACGGUCGAUCUGGCACGGCCCCGGGGACGAUACGGAUGUCUUCCUUGCCGCUGUAAACGAGAGUACUGGCUAUGUGGCGACGUGUUCGAGACAAAGACUUUGCCUUCACACCGUCAACGGACGACUCAUCGCGUCUCUGGACCUACUUUCGUCAGCGAUGCAUGAUUCGUACCCGGCAAUCACUUCCGUGGCUUUCCUCGAGCGAGACUACGCACGCGUUGGUGUGCUAGCAACAGGUAGCCCCGACGGUACCAUCGCGUUGAGGACGUGGAACGCCGACAAAACGCCGGAGAACGAGAAAGCUCAAUGGGAGUUUGUUACUUUGAAGACGUUGAAGGUGAAGGGGCCUGAUGGGCAGGUACAGCCUAAGGGCUACAAUCCGUGCGUGACGGCACUCAAAUUCGUUGGCGAAUGUCUGUAUCACGGCGAGGAUACCGGACGCGUCUUCUCUUGGGAUCUUCCAGAUUAA
Messenger RNA from Postia placenta MAD-698-R-SB12, 5982 nucleotides. RefSeq lists its product as hypothetical. Gene Ontology annotation, molecular function: protein binding. The record is from RefSeq and is a predicted model, not a curated record. The transcript has 33 exons. The coding region runs from base 1 to 5982 and encodes 1993 amino acids. Lineage: Eukaryota; Fungi; Basidiomycota; Agaricomycetes; Polyporales; Adustoporiaceae.